Molecule: messenger RNA, 1356 nt
Organism: Capronia coronata CBS 617.96
Lineage: Eukaryota; Fungi; Ascomycota; Eurotiomycetes; Chaetothyriales; Herpotrichiellaceae
Product: tubulin alpha-2 chain
Exons: 5
Coding region: 1-1356 (451 amino acids)
Biological process (GO): microtubule cytoskeleton organization; mitotic cell cycle
Cellular component (GO): microtubule; cytoplasm
Molecular function (GO): GTP binding; structural constituent of cytoskeleton
Source: RefSeq, a predicted model, not a curated record
AUGCGUGGGGAAGUCUGCCACCUGCAUAUCGGGCAGGCUGGCACCCAGCUCGGCAAUGCUGCCUGGGAAUUGUAUCUUCUCGAGCACGGCCUGAAGGCUGAUGGUCGCCCUGACCCUGAAGCCAAUGUCGGUGAUCCCGGAUCAUUCGAGACCUUCUUCACGGAAACAAGCGGCAACAAGCAUGUCCCUCGUUCCAUCUUCGUCGACCUCGACCCCUCCCCAAUCGACGAAAUCCGAACUGGCAAAUACAGACAACUUUUCCAUCCUGAAUUGUUGAUCAGUGGCAAAGAAGACGCGGCGAACAACUAUGCCCGAGGUCAUUACACCGUCGGAAAGGAGCUGGUUGACGACGUUCUAGAUAAGAUCCGCCGCGUGGCAGUAACAGACAACUGCUCAUCAUUGCAGGGCUUUUUGAUUUUCCACUCUUUCGGUGGUGGUACUGGCUCUGGCUUUGGCGCUCUCCUCCUCGAGCGACUUUCCGUUGACUAUGGCAAGAAGUCCAAGUUGGAGUUUGCCGUCUACCCUGCUCCGCAGGUGUCGUCGUCUGUUGUCGAACCCUACAAUGCUGUCCUGUCGACGCACAGCACCAUCGAACACGCUGACUGUACAUUCCUGGUGGACAACGAAGCUGUCUACGACAUCUGUCGCCGGAACCUGGAUAUCCCUCGACCGGACUAUGAGCACUUGAACCGCCUGAUUGCCCAGGUCGUUUCCUCCGUCACAUCCUCUCUGCGCUUCGACGGGGCAUUGAAUGUCGACUUGAACGAAUUCCAGACGAACUUGGUCCCGUAUCCUCGUAUUCACUAUCCUUUGAUCAGCUAUGCCCCGGUUGUUUCUACAAAGCGCUCUUCCCAUGAAAGCUUCAAGACCCAAGACCUGACACUGCAAUGCUUCGAGCCUCAUAACCAGAUGGUCGUCUGUAAUCCCCACAAUGGCAAAUACAUGGCUGUCGCACUUCUCUACCGUGGUGACGUCGUCCCUCGCGACGCAAACGCCGCUAUUGCUUCUCUGAAAGCCAAAUCCAGCUUCCACUUGGUUGACUGGUGUCCUACUGGUUUCAAGGUUGGAAUCAACUAUCAACCACCUAUGCCUGUUCCAGGAGGAGAACUCGCCAAAGUCGACCGAUCCGUCAGCAUGCUCUCCAACACUACCGCAAUUGCCGAGGCUUGGAGCCGACUUGACCACAAGUUUGAUCUCAUGUACUCCAAACGCGCCUUUGUCCACUGGUAUGUUGGUGAGGGUAUGGAGGAGGGUGAAUUUUCCGAGGCCAGAGAAGACCUUGCUGCACUGGAAAAGGAUUAUGAGGAAGUUGCAAGCGACAGCCUGGAAAUCGAAGACGAUGGUGCUGAGUACUAA